GUAUAGCCGAGGGAAUUUCAAAGUGCCUCGCACGAAGCACCGGCAAACCAUAUAGAAAAACAAGGUCCAGUCUUUUCGUCUCUCUCCUUCUCUCUCACUAUUGCCGAUGUCUGUUCGACAGGCCGCUGCUGGUUUCCUCAAGAGGUUACAACUUUCUUCUCAAUCAGUCGCUGCUACUUGUUGCCGACAAGCCGCCAAACCUCUCACUUCUCGUCGCUCAAGUGGAUUGAAAAUUUUUCAUCAGAAUGGAUCCAAAGGCUAUAGCUGGGGGAGGCAUUUUAAAGAUUUUCGUCUAUGGGUUGUCAUAUAUGGACAAGCAAUAAUUCUUGGGAUAAAUGCCAACUCAGUUUUAGCCCAAGAUAUUUCGAAUGAGUUGAGAUCUGAAAAUGUCACUGGAGGGGCAGACAAGACUGGCUUGCGCAGAAUUGAAGAUGGAUCUGUUAUAUCAAAUUUACAUACAUCUAAGUGGAGAGUUUUUACAGAUAAUGCGAGGGAUUUAUUCCUGCAGGGGCGACUAGUGGAAGCUGAAAAAUAUUUUUUGUCUGCCUUGCAAGAAGCUAAGGAAGGUUUCGGGGAGAGGGAUCCACAUGUUGCAUCUGCAUGCAACAAUCUGGCAGAGCUGUAUAGGGUUCAAAAGGUAUUUGAGAAGGCGGAACCUUUAUAUUUGGAGGCCAUCAACAUACUGGAGUCAUCAUUUGGACCAGAUGAUAUUCGCGUGGGGACUGCAUUUCACAAUCUUGGUCAGUUCUAUGUUGGGCAGAGGAAAUUAGAAGAAGCUCUUUCUUGCUAUGAGCGUGCUUUAAAGAUCAAGGCGCAUGUUCUGGGAUAUGGCCAUAUAGACUAUGCAGAUACAAUGUAUCAUCUUGGAGUUGUGGUUUAUCUGCUGGGAAAUGAGAAGGAUUCAGAUGCCCUAAUUCAGGAUUCUAUAAGGAUACUAGAGGAAGCUGGUCAAGGUGAAUCCAUCACAUGCGUCAAGAGAUUGAGCUAUCUUGCCAAGGUGUAUUUGAAGUCCCAUCGAUCGGUUGAGGCUGAGAAAGUACAGAGAAAAAUCCUUCAUAUCGUUGAAUUAUCAAAGGGAUGGAAUUCUUUGGAAACUGUAAUUGCAGCUGAAAACCUAGCCUUGACCUUGCAAUCAGUUGGGAGCUUAAGGGAAGCACAAGAGCUUCUUGAACGAUGCCUUCACGCCCGAAAAUCUUUACUACCUGAAGAUCACAUUCAGAUUGGUGCAAAUAUGCUUAGUCUUGCUCGGGUGGCCAUGCUAAACAUCAACCUGCUUAGGAAUGUGGAUAUUUCUAAAGCAACUACUGAAACUUACAGGGCAAAAGAUCUUUUACAACAUUCGAUAAGGAUAGCACAAGGAGUUUUGGAUAGGUUUGUAAAGCACAAAGACAACAAGCAAAAUCCUGUAGCAUAUGGAAGAAGUGGAAGGGAUCCUCAUGCAGCAUUAGUAAUAUUGAUGGAAUCACUUGAUGCUCUUGGGCUUUUGGAGUUAACCAUGCAGGAAUUACAUGAAUCCAUGGAUGAUUCACAGAAAGAAGCUGAGAAUGCACUUCGCCAAUGCAUUUCUGCUUUCAAAAAGUUUGGAGUUGAAACAUCAGUCUUUGACUCUCCCCAAGUAAAGGCCAAAUAUCUAUCAUGUUUGAAGCACUUUUUGAGCCUGGUAAGUGAAAGCACAGACAGCAGCACACUGCAGUCUGGAAAGGCCAUCGUGCAGGAGUUGAAAGAUGAAAUCAAUUAUAUUGAAGUUGAGCUAUCUUCUAACAUGAGGCACAAAACCUAGUCUAAACUGCAAUUUCGGAUGGGCCACCAGCUUGUAUAAAUAAUGGUGUUGAGGAGGAGAAAUAAAACUAAAGGGGCUCAACCAAAGCACGAUCCAACCUAAUGUGACUAAAUUGUGUUCAGUUUGUUGCUCUUAAAUAGUUUUAUUAUUAUUUUUAUAUUUAUCUUUAACUGAGACUAGUUGCAAUCCUCACUUUCCUAAGAUGAUAUUGGCUUUUCGUUAGUUAUGUUUUGCGUUGCUUAUUUUUGUUGAUUUUCAUUUUUCUUAUAUUACUUAAUUAUAGUUAUAUUUAUUGAAUUAAUUCUUCAGAAAACUCUAGACGGAUUUAUUGUCAUUAGGAAAUUGAAGUUCUGUUUUUGUAGACUUCAACUGGGACCUUAACUGGUACCAUAUUUUUGUUCUCUAAGAAGAAUAUUCAUGCGAAGGUUGUGGACUCUUGUGCAGUAUAA
This is a messenger RNA of Malania oleifera, 2229 nucleotides long. RefSeq lists its product as uncharacterized. NCBI's taxonomy places the organism in Eukaryota, Viridiplantae, Streptophyta, Magnoliopsida, Santalales, Ximeniaceae. The coding region runs from base 107 to 1780 and encodes 557 amino acids. The transcript has 19 exons. The record is from RefSeq and is a predicted model, not a curated record. Gene Ontology annotation, molecular function: protein binding.